This is a messenger RNA of Acanthocheilonema viteae, 348 nucleotides long. Lineage: Eukaryota; Metazoa; Nematoda; Chromadorea; Rhabditida; Onchocercidae. The record is from the annotation of a GenBank genome assembly.
AUGGGACGAGUAGAGACAAUCCGGUUGAUCUUUGCACAAGCUGGAGUUCCUUAUGAAGACGUUCGGAUCCGAAAAGAAGAUUGGCGCACCAAAUACAAACCAAACAUGCCACUUGAACAAGUACCAGUUCUGGAAGUAGAUGAUAAAAUGUUAUCUCAAUCUACUGCAAUCGCUCUGUAUCUUGCUAAAAAGUUUGAUUUGAACAUGUUAUGCAUGGUUGGAUUCUUUAGUUCGCUGUUUCCAAAUUCAACUGCUCAGCUAACACAGUUGAAUUAUUUCAAGGAUCGAAUGAUGGGAUUACCAAAAAUCAAGGAAUGGAUUGAAACCAGACCUAAGACCGAUUUCUAG